Impatiens glandulifera is the source of this 2019-nucleotide messenger RNA. RefSeq names its product probable pectin methyltransferase QUA3. Gene Ontology annotation, molecular function: methyltransferase activity. The transcript has 7 exons. Lineage: Eukaryota; Viridiplantae; Streptophyta; Magnoliopsida; Ericales; Balsaminaceae. The record is from RefSeq and is a predicted model, not a curated record. The coding region runs from base 128 to 1906 and encodes 592 amino acids. Gene Ontology annotation, cellular component: endosome; trans-Golgi network; cytoplasm.
CUCUUUCUCUUCAUUCAAGAUCCAAGAUCAGUCUCUCUGUUUCACUUCCACUGACAAAUCACUCUCAAAAAUCCAAUCACCAUUGAUUUCUACCAGAAUCCACACUUACAUAAACUACAACUAGACGAUGGCGCAUCUCAAUUUGCCACCGUUCAAGCGAAACGGUCGGCAAUGGCGUCUCUUAGAUCUCAUUACAGUAGGUUUCUUCGCCGCACUCUUCUUCUUCUUCCUUCUCGUCUUCACUCCAUUAGGCAACUCCCUUGCAUCCUCCGGAAACCAAUCGCUUCUCCAUUCCUCACUCGAUCCGCGUCACCGUAACCGUAUCAUCGCACUAAUCGAAUCUGGACGCUUACAAUCAAUCGAUUCCUGCUCUUCCGAUGCCGUAGAUCACAUGCCUUGCGAAGAUCCGAAACGAAACAGUCAGCUUAGUAGAGAAAUGAACUUCUACAGAGAAAGACAUUGUCCACUUCCUGAGGAAACUCCUUUAUGUUUGAUUCCUCCGCCUAAUGGAUACCGAAUUCCUGUUCAGUGGCCUGAAAGUUUGCAUAAGAUAUGGCAUAGCAAUAUGCCGCAUAAUAAGAUAGCUGAUAGAAAAGGUCAUCAAGGAUGGAUGAAAGAAGAUGGUCCAUACUUUAUUUUUCCAGGUGGUGGCACAAUGUUUCCAGAUGGAGCUGAACAAUACAUAGAGAAGCUCAAACAGUAUAUUCCGAUAGCCGGUGGAGUUCUUAGGACAGCCCUCGAUAUGGGAUGUGGGGUAGCUAGUUUUGGUGGAUAUCUACUGUCUGAAGGUAUUCUACCCCUCUCAUUUGCUCCAAGAGAUUCACAUAAAUCUCAGAUACAAUUUGCACUUGAAAGAGGAAUACCAUCAUUCAUUGCCAUGCUUGGAACUCGGAGACUUCCAUUUCCCGCAUUCUCAUUUGAUUUGAUACAUUGCUCUCGAUGUUUGAUACCUUUUACAGCAUACAAUGCAACAUAUUUCUUGGAGGUUGAUCGUUUACUUAGACCUGGAGGGUACAUGGUUAUCUCUGGCCCCCCUGUAAAGUGGGCUAAGCAGGAGAAAGAAUGGGCUGAUCUACAGGAAGUGGCUAAAGCAAUGUGUUAUGAGUUGAUUGUUGUUGAUGGAAAUACAGUCAUUUGGAAAAAACCAAAUGGGAAUUUGUGUUUACCAAACGGAAAUGAAAUUUUUUAUUUAUGCGAUGCAACCGAUGAUCCAAGUUAUGCUUGGUAUACAAAAUUGAAGACAUGUGUGAGCAGAACAUCAUCUAUAGAAGGAGAGUAUGCAAUUGGAGAAAUUGAGAAUUGGCCUGAAAGGCUAAAUAAAGCUCCUGCAAGAACUUCCAUCAUUAAAAAUGGAGCUCAUGUGUUUGAUGCUGACACUAGACGUUGGGUAAGAAGAGUUGCUUACUAUAAGAAUUCUUUGAAUGUGAAACUCGGCACUCCUUCUAUAAGAAACGUGAUGGACAUGAACGCGUUUCUAGGAGGCUUUGCUGCUGCAAUAGCUUCCGAUCCUCUUUGGGUUAUGAAUGUCGUCCCUGCUCAUAAAUUACCCACACUUGAUGUGAUCUUUGAUAGAGGCCUCAUUGGACUUUACCAUGAUUGGUGUGAACCUUUCUCAACGUAUCCUCGGACGUAUGAUCUUAUCCAUGUUGAUUCCAUUGAAUCAUUAAUCAAAGAUCAAAUUUCCGGAAAGAACAGGUGCAACCUGAUAGAUCUAAUGGUGGAGAUUGAUCGAAUGUUACGACCGAAAGGGACAGUUAUAAUUCGCGAUUCGAUAGAAGUUCUCGACAGAGUUAGUCGGAUUGGUGGUGCGAUAAGAUGGUCUUCUACUAUUCACAAUAUGGAACUUGAAACAAAUGGAAAGGAAAGGAUACUUAUUGCUACAAAAGAUUUAUGGACUCUUCCUUAAUUUGACAUCCCCACUAAAUUAACAAAACUGCUACCAUUUCCAUUUUUUUUUCUUUUAUUUGUAAUAUAUAAGAUUGUAUUGUGUUUUUUUUGUACUAAUUUAUUACAUAUUUA